AUGGCGAUGAAUAGGCGGGAAAGAACUCGUGGAAAGCCGGUGCCAGCCGGUGCGCAGUUUUAGCUGCAUUAAAAAUGCACGCUUUCCUGAAAACCGGAAAACUGGGUGCUCCAGCAGCGGAGGUGAAGAAACCGUCGACCUCUCAAGCCAAGGACAACAAGAAGGACCUGACGCCAUGGGUGGAAAAAUACCGACCGAAAAAUGUCGACGAUAUUGUGGAACAAACGGAGGUGGUGAAUGUGAUACGGCAGGCAAUGGAACACGGAGAUUUUCCCAACAUGCUGUUUUAUGGGCCACCAGGUACAGGCAAGACUAGCAUCAUCCACGCAGCCGCGAGGCAGAUGUUUGGUAGCAUGUAUAAGGAUAGAAUACUAGAACUGAAUGCUUCUGAUGACAGAGGUAUUCAGGUUGUAAGAGAAAAGAUCAAAUCCUUUGCGUUACGCCGAGCUAAUCCUAACGGACCAGACGGGAAGAAAUGUCCGCCAUUUAAAAUUAUCAUCCUAGAUGAGGCAGAUAGUAUGACUGGUGCCGCGCAAACAGCCCUUCGUCGAAUUAUGGAGAAAGAGUCGCACAGUACGCGCUUUUGUUUAGUGUGCAAUUACCUGUCGCGAAUCAUCAAGCCGAUAGCGUCGCGCUGUACGAAAUUUCGAUUUAAGCCGCUGAGCGAUGAGAAGAGUAUUGCCAGGCUCGAGUAUAUAUGCAAUGAAGAAAAUCUAAAGGCCGAUAAAAGCGUCUUAGAAAAAAUCGUUGAAGCAUCAGGUGGUGAUUUAAGACAGGCUGUCAUGUGUUUACAAUCGAUCACGCGAUUGAAGGGAAAAGACUAUGAAAUCACUGCAGAUGAUGCACUCGACGUUAUUGGGCUAAUUCCCGAUGAACAAAUUAAUAUACUGUGGGAAGCUUGUAAAAAAGGGAAUUACAUUAAUGUCCAGAAGUCACUUGAAAAUUUGUUGCUGGAAGGAUAUCCAGGAGCAAAGGUAAUUGAACAAUUAAACGAGAGAAUUAUUUUCUCCGAUGAAUUAACUGACAAACAAAAGGCGAUAAUUGGCGACGUGCUCGGCGAAUGUGAUUACAGAUUAACAGAAGGAAGCGAUGAAUAUAUACAACUAUUAAAUGUGUUUUCUACUACCUUGAUGGCUUGCAAAUGA
Trachymyrmex septentrionalis is the source of this 1145-nucleotide messenger RNA. Its product is annotated as replication factor C subunit 4. The coding region runs from base 75 to 1145 and encodes 356 amino acids. NCBI's taxonomy places the organism in Eukaryota, Metazoa, Arthropoda, Insecta, Hymenoptera, Formicidae. Gene Ontology annotation, cellular component: nucleus; DNA replication factor C complex. Gene Ontology annotation, molecular function: ATP hydrolysis activity; ATP binding; DNA clamp loader activity. The record is from RefSeq and is a predicted model, not a curated record. Gene Ontology annotation, biological process: DNA repair; DNA-templated DNA replication. The transcript has 6 exons.